Penicillium coprophilum is the source of this 822-nucleotide messenger RNA. RefSeq lists its product as uncharacterized. The coding region runs from base 1 to 822 and encodes 273 amino acids. The transcript has a single exon. Lineage: Eukaryota; Fungi; Ascomycota; Eurotiomycetes; Eurotiales; Aspergillaceae. The record is from RefSeq and is a predicted model, not a curated record.
AUGUCAGGUCUACUCAACUCUCGCUGGGCACCCGGAUCUGGAGGAAAUAAACGAUACCCGGCGAGUCAAAAUGCUCCCCGGUAUUGGCCCUCUAAUAACUCCAACCCCAGCGGUAACAGCAGCAUCCGCCCGACGACUAUCACACCCCAAGAUGGCCGUUUGCUGCCGCCAGCCGAAGAAUUGGCACGAUUUAUGAAAAUUGUCGCUAGGCUGCGAUGGAAACUCCCAUUUUUAGCUGAAGGAUACCGCCUUGCAACUCUGGAAAUCGGGGAUGUGAUAUCGGCAGAUGACGUCGCACAUGCUGAAAUAAUGUUCAAGAUCGAUUUCCACGAAUAUUAUGCUCUACUAGAACGUGCCAUUGUCCACUUACUGGCGGUAUUCAAUAUAUCAGUUACGUCAUCGCCACGAGGACCACCUAAUAAUGGAAAUGGCAUCGGUCGGCCUGUUGGUAUUCACCGAUAUCACGCCAAUGUGCUAGAGGCCUUGCGGGAGCAAUCAACCCCACUGUCCCCGGUUCUUGGUGGUGGCAAUGUCUAUUUGCAAUUACAAAAAGCCAAGGAACUGCGGAAUAGGUGGAAAACUGCCGAUUUGACCACGGAAGAGAGAGAAAAGCAAGGGGAAAGAAAGGAUGUUGUGACGCUUGCAAGCUUUGACUUCGAGGGCAUCAUCUCGGAUAUCUUUGGCGGUUUAGAAGAAUCAUAUAUUCGCGCAAAGGAGCAUGUCGACAAGUGUAUUCGCCCAGAGGAGGCCACUGGAGAUGGGGCAAGCUCUGAGGCAGACUGGGGGUUCAUGGUCGAUGCUAUGGAUUGGGAAGCUGUGUGA